This is a messenger RNA of Macrosiphum euphorbiae (potato aphid), 840 nucleotides long. The record is from the annotation of a GenBank genome assembly. NCBI's taxonomy places the organism in Eukaryota, Metazoa, Arthropoda, Insecta, Hemiptera, Aphididae.
AUGGCACACUCGCUGCGAUUGAUCACCUAUCUGGUGCCCAGCCACCCCGUCGAGAUGUACGAGUGCAUCGCCCACUUCCUGGAGGAAGAGCUGAAAGUCAGCGUGACGCUCGUCUACGAAUCCAGAGAUCCAAUCGACCUGUACGGCGACGACCGUCCCGAUCCUUUUUGCCUAAAAGAAGUGGACAUAGGUUUUUUGAGCCCGACGCAGUACCUUAAGAUGAAAAGGUCGAAACAAAUCGAAUUGUUGCCGAUUACACCCGUGUUCGUGCAUCCCAAGAACGUGGAACAGAAACCGGGAUACUUCGCGGACGUCAUUGUACACACAGAUGUCGGAAAAUCCGUGAAGUCGUUUCUGGACCUAAGGGGCUGCAAUUGGGGGUACACGGGAGACAAUUCGCUCAGCAGCAGUGUCACCAUACAGAAGUUGCUCAGGACGAACGGAGAAAACUCGUCGUUCUUCGGCAACACGAUUAGGACCGGAAAUCAUUUGUUGACUGUUGAGAAGGUGCAAGACAAACAAGUGAUCGCCGCGGCCGUCGACUCAACGGCCUUUUACAAUUACAAAAACGUUUUGCACAAGGACGCAGACGACAUAACCGUUUUGGACAGCGUCGGGGCGCUACCUCCGUACGCGAUUGUCUGCGGAAAAUACUUAAACAGAGAUCUGAAAUCCAGAAUCGUGGGCGCCCUGUUGAAAGCCACGAUUGCACGGUCGUGGAAAGUGCAGUUCGAGAGAUUCGGUCUGAUCAAAUUCGUGGAAAACUCGAAUGACGCCUACACCGAGCUAGAAUUCAACGAGCCCCUGGGCGGAAAUGGGUUGUCGUCGAUCUAUUAUUGA